This is a messenger RNA of Rangifer tarandus platyrhynchus (Svalbard reindeer), 2946 nucleotides long. The record is from the annotation of a GenBank genome assembly. NCBI's taxonomy places the organism in Eukaryota, Metazoa, Chordata, Mammalia, Artiodactyla, Cervidae.
AUGGACAGUGGACUCAGAGUGACCCGGAAAGGACGGAAGCUAGGCUCCAGCCGCCGGCGGCAGAUGCGAGAGCCAGCUGAUGGCCAGGAUGCGCCAGUGGCCCCCGAGCCAGAGUCCUGGUCCUCCCAGUCCGCUGAAGAACUGCAGCGUUUCUUCCAGGACUGCGGAGCCGAGGAGAGGGGCUUUGUCACUCGAGAGGAUCUGGCGGCGGCCAAGUUCAGCUUCCUGAGCAGCGAGGAUGAGCUGGAGAUGAUCUUUGACUGGGUGGAUGUGGAGCGGAAGGGACGCCUCUCUCUUGAAGAGUUCAGCUCCGGGCUCAAGAACAUCUUUGGCUCCAGCUCGAGCAGCCACAGGCUCCACAGAAAGAGGCCACUGCUCUCCAAGCAAGGAUCUGUAGCCACCAGCUUCCCGGUGGUGGAGGAGGCCAACAGUGAGGAGAAGGAGGCGUUCUUUGCCUUCAUGGAGCAACUAGGAGCUAGCAACUCACUUCCUGAGCAGGCGGAAAUCUGGCAGCUAUGGAGAACGCUGCGGCAGGAGGAGCCCCAGCUGGCAGGCAACCUGGAGGGCUUUCUGGCCAAGAUGAACAGUCGCCUGCAGGAGGCAUGGGCCGACAAGGAGGUUCUGGAGCUGACUCUGAGGAAGAGGGACACUGACCAUCACCGCGAGGUCCAACAGCUCUACGAGGAGAUGGAGCAGCAGAUACAGCGGGAGAAGCAGCAUCUGCAGGCCGAGAGCGACUCCCGGGGCCUGGCCCUCAGCUCCCAGAUGCAGGAGGUGCUGGAGGCCAAGGAGCGUGAGGUGCAGCGGCUGACCGAGGGACAGAAGGAGCUGGAGGCCCAGCUCCACCGUCUCAGCAGUACACACCAGGAGGCCAGCUCGGAGAACCGGCAGCUUCGGGAGGCUGAGCGGGACCUGGCUGGGCGGCUGGAAGAGGUGCGGGGGCAGCUGCAGGUGACCAGGGGGCAGCUGGAUGCCGCCAGGGGCCGCGUGUCCUGGCAGAUGGAGGAGGAACUCAGUGUCCCCAGAGCAGGUGAGGAGAAGGCUCCAGAUGCUCAGGCAGUCUCCUGCGAGGAGGCUCCCCGGCCUGGACUCUUUGGGGACAACGAUGACUGGGACCAGCUUCUCAGCGGCAUCAGCAGCACGCCCCUCAGUGCCCUGCAGCUCUGCUGGAGCCCGCCCCCAACCCCGAAAGCCUCCCCAGGCCCGCCGACGCCCCGAGUGGUCAGGCAGAUCUCCAUCUCGGAGCCACAUGCUCCUCUGUUUGCUCAGGAGCCCUCUUCAGAUCCACAGGGCUCUCCAAGGAGCCCCCCUGGGGCACCUUCUGGCACCGAGGAAGAGGAAGGAGCGAACCCAGAUGGGCUGGACAUGAACCCCCCGGAACAGACUGGAGAGCCCCCUAGCCCAGAAUCUAGGGAGGAGUCAGGGCUUGGCCCUGGGGUCCACUUCCCCUGGGGUCUCCCGGGGGUCCCAGCUGGGGAGUCAGGGAGUCUGGUGGCAGCUGCACUCGAGGUGCUUGUUCCAUUGGAGGAUGGGCACCCUCCUCAAGUGACCUCGCCCCCUCCCCAGGCCUCAGCUGGGCCCAGCGCAUGGUUCCAGAUUUCACACCCAGAUGACGAGAGCCCUGACCCUGGGCCGGUCCCACCCAAGCCGCCCCGGCAGAGAGAGGCCCUCCUUUGGGACCCCCAUUCUGCUGGCUCUGAGCCAAGGCCGGGGUCCUCGCGAGCCGGAGCCCUCCCGGUGGGUCUGGGUCAGCCCUCCCAGGGCCUGGUGCCUGGGGGUUCGGCUCCCAUGGAUGGAUCAGAGCAGGGCAAGCGGAGCCCAGACGCACAAGAGGGCCAUUCAGGGGAGCUGCGGGAGGCUCAUGGCCGGGUCCCUGGGCUGCCCGCUUUCCUCCCCCAGAGCCUGGACGAGGAGCCCGGGGCUGAGGAGAGGAAAGCAGAGGAGCAGGAAGGCCAGCAGUUCAGGUCAGAGCUGACCAUUGAGGUUCGUGGCCUGAAACCCGAGCACUCAGAACUCGCCCAGCUCAAUUCCCAACCUGUGCCUGGCCCACCUGACAGAAUGCAGGCUGAGGCUGAAGCAGAAGCCCCGGCUCCCAGAAAACCAUCCAGGGGCUUUGCCCACAUGGGGGCUCAGCCUGGGGAUGGAGCAGGGCCCCCAGAGCCCACACAAACCCUUCCCACCAGGGCUGAGCUGGAAGCCCAACCCAGGCCCCGGCCUACAACUACCCAUGCAGAAGGAGAACAAGCCCCCUCUAAGUCCAGGGAGCCAAGGGCAGAGAACAGGCUUGAAGAUCCAAGAACGGACUCCGGAGGCCUGGGGCUGACCCUGUCCCCCGGGGACCGCGCGGCCAGCGAACCUUUGGCCAACCCUGAUUAUGCCUUCCACGUCAUCUUCCUGGGGGACGCGAAUGUGGGCAAAACCUCCUUCCUGCACCUGCUGCACCAGAACAGCUUCGCCACUGGGCUGACAGCAACUGUGGGAGUGGAUUUUCGAGUCAAAAACCUGCUGGUGGACAACAAAUGCUUUGCACUGCAGCUCUGGGACACAGCUGGCCAGGAGAGGUACCACAGCGUGACGCGGCAGCUGCUGCGCAAGGCUGACGGCGUGGUGCUCAUGUAUGACGUCACCUCCCAGGAGAGCUUCGUCCACGUGCGCUACUGGCUGGACUGUCUCCAGGAUGCAGAGUCUGACGACGUGGUCAUCCUUCUCUUGGGAAACAAGACGGACCGUGAAGAGGAUCGGCAAGUGUCCACUGAGGCCGGGCAGCAACUGGCCCAGGAGCUGGGGGUCUCCUUUGGAGAGUGCAGCGCUGCGCUGGGUCACAACAUCCUGGAGCCCAUGGUGCACCUGGCCCGGUCUCUCAAGAUGCAAGAAGAGCGCCUGAAGGGCUCACUGGUGGAGGUGGCCCCCAAAAAACCUCCAAAGAGAGCUGGCUGCUGCUCCUGA